Messenger RNA from Rangifer tarandus platyrhynchus (Svalbard reindeer), 324 nucleotides. NCBI's taxonomy places the organism in Eukaryota, Metazoa, Chordata, Mammalia, Artiodactyla, Cervidae. The record is from the annotation of a GenBank genome assembly.
AUGGGAUCUGGUGCCCAAGAGAAAGGAUUAGCUUUUGAUGGGCAUAGGCACUGUUCAGUGACUCAGUCGUGUCUGACUUUGCGACCCUACGGACUGCAGCGCCAGGCUUCCCUGUCCUUCACCAUCUCCCAGAGCUUGCUCAAACUCACGUCCGUUGAGUCGGUGAUGCCAUCCAAGCACCUCAUUCCCUGUCACACCCUUCUCCUCCUGCCCUCGGUCUUUCUCAGCAUUCUUUGCCAUAAAUGGGGCAUAUUCGUAGUUCAGCUAUUUCCAGGCUGGAAGGCAGAGCCAGUGAUAUAUGUCCUGAGGGAGGCUUGGGUGUGA